AUGCGCCCGAAGGAGCAGGUGCCGGGCUGCGCGGGGGACGGGCCCGGGUCGGGACCUGGGCCCGGGGACCCGGCUGCGGCCGCCCCGACGGCGCCACCCGCGGCUAGUCCCGCCCCGGAGCCCUCGGCCGAGCCCGAGCCGGCCCCAGCGCAGGCACCCGGAGCUGGACCGCGAGCCGGAUCCCGGGCAGCCCCGGGAUCGCAGUCCGGAGCCCGCCCGGCCUCCCAGGCUGGAUCCAAGCCUGGAGCGCCUCGCUCGUCGGGCCGCUCCGUGCUCGACAACUCGGACGCACCGUGGACACGCUUCGUAUUCCAAGGGCCUUACGGCCCCCGGGCCACUGGCCUGGGCACGGGGAAGGCGGCGGACAUCUGGAAGACGCCGGCCGCCUACAUUGGCCGGCGGCCGGGGGUCACUGGCCCUGAACGCGCCGCCUUUAUCAGAGAGCUACAGGAAGCACUGUGUCCUAACCCACCUCCCACCAAGAAGAUCACCCAAGACGACAUCAAAGUGAUGCUGUAUUUGCUGGAGGAGAAAGAGCGGGAUCUGAGCACAGCGGCUCGCAUCGGCCAGUCCCUGGUGAAACAGAACAGCGUUUUGAUGGAGGAGAACAGCAAACUGGAAGCCAUGCUGGGCUCAGCCAGGGAGGAGAUUUUACACCUCAGACACCAGGUGAACUUGCGCGAUGACCUCCUUCAGUUGUACUCAGACUCAGAUGAUGAGGAUGAAGAUGAGGAAGAGGAGGAGGAGGAGGAGGAGGAAGAGGGGGAGGAGGAGGAGGAAUUCAGAAGAGAGGAAGAUCGGCACCGUGACCAUCCCUAUGAUGUCUCCAAGCCGGCUCCUCAGGAGGAGUCCCUGCACCACUGCCCGCAGCUGGAGACCCUGCAGCGCAAGCUGAGGCUGCUGGAGGAGGAGAAUGACCAGCUGAGAGAGGAGGCUUCUCAUCUCGACACCCUGGAGGACGAGGAGCAGAUGCUCAUUCUGGAAUGUGUGGAGCAGUUUUCCGAGGCCAGCCAGCAGAUGGCCGAGCUGUCCGAGGUGCUGGUGCUCAGGCUGGAGAACUAUGAGCGGCAGCAGAAGGAGAUCACCCAGCUGCAGGCCCAGAUCGCAAAGCUGCAGCAGCGCUGCCAGUCGUACGGGGCUGAGACUGAGAAGCUGCAGCAGCAGCUGGCCUCGGAGAAGGGAAUCCACGUGCAGCUCCAGGCCGAGAACCUUCGGGCGGGUGCCCAGAUGCCAGACCCGCGGGAGAAGUACCCAGAUUGCGGGGGCAUGAUCCGAGAGCGCCAGGAGGAGGCGAAGCACCUGCGCCAGCAUGGCCGGGCGCCCGCCGGCUCCGUCACCCACUAUGCGUACAGCGUACCCCUGGAGGUACUUCCAAGUUUCCCAGAAACUCUGGCGGAGGAGCUCAGAACAUCUCUAAGGAAGAUCAUCUCGGACCCGGCGUACUUUAUGGAAAGAUGCAACAACCUUCGCUUUAGGGAGGAGCGCAGGCAGGAGCCGGAGUUCAGGGCUGAACAGGGGUUUAAGCCACCCCCGGACAUGGAGCCUGCGGAGGAGCUGGUGCCUGAGGAGGAGCUGGAGGCUGGAGAGGAGAGGGGGCCUUCUGAGGAAGGGCUGGCAGAAGAGGCGGAGCUGAUGUCGGAGGACACAGAGGCGUGGGAGGAGCUGGAGCCCGAGGUGGAUGAGGCCACGAGGAUGAAUGUGGUGACCUCCGCCCUGGAGGCCAGCGGCCUCGGCCCUUCCCACCUGGACAUGAAGUACGUCCUCCAGCAACUGGCCAACUGGCAGGAUGCCCACUGCAAGCGGCAGCAGAAGCAGAAGGUGGUCCAGAAAGGUGAGUGCUCCCGUGGGGGCCUCCCUCCGUCCAGCCGGACAAGCUGCAGAUCGUCCAGCCGAUGAGCGGUGAGGGUAGGCGAGCCCUACCAGGCGGCUCACUGACCCCAGCCUGGCCCCACCCAGCGUGUGCUUAUUUGCAUGGACUUUGCAUAGCAUUUGCAUAGGCGCCUCAGGUUCCUCCCCGCCCCCCUCAGUGGGAGCCGUGGCCCCCGUGCUCAUUUAUGUGGAAUUUGCUUACAAGUCCGGAUCACCAUCCACUUUUCUCCUGGGGGCUGGGCUAGGGGGUCAGGAUUGGGAUGGUAUCCGACCCCCUCCCACCACUACACCUCAGCUUCUGUCUCUGCUCGCCCCCAUUCCCCUACCCCCCCCCCCCCAAGGAUCCCCAAACCUGCAGCAGUGGCAGACCCAGGCCAAAACAAACAUGGGGGGCGGGAUCGAGGAGCAGCAGCCCGGGGUGUCGAUCCAGGAUUCUCCGAGGCUGGAGGAGAGGGCCAGCCCCCCUCCCAAGGCCUGGGAGGAAGAGGGGCCUUCUGGGGCCACCUAGGCUACUGGGACAAAGGCCUCCGCCAGCGAGGGCCACAGUUGGACCAGUCCCCUGGGUGAGUGUGGAGGUGGGCUAGGGUCUCCUGAAGGGCGGUGGGGUGGGUCAGGGCCUGCUCUCCCCAUCUAGGAAGCCCAGGUCUGGGGAGCUGUGCCUGUGGAGAUGACCUAGUGAUGGACUGGACCCUUUACCUGGGCGUUAGCGCCUUUAAUCCUCAAAUCCUCGUGGGUAGGUACCACGGUUAGGAAAGAAAACUGAGGAUCAGAGAGCUGAAGUAACUUGUCUAGGAUGACACAGCUAGGAGUAGACCUGAGCCGGCUCCCUGCCGCGAAUAUUGCCAAUCGGAGCUGGCUUAGCUAGUAUACACAGUGUCUUCCCUGGCCAUUCCUUCAGCUCCAGUGCUGGCAGCCUCCCUUUUAUUGGGCCUGCCGUCAUGAGGACGGCCAGUGGGUAGGAUGGCACUGACCUCUACUGCGGUGUCACACACCGUUGUGCAGGCUGUAAACAGAAUCUUGGCGUCUGUGGCUGGACAGUUGUCCACCUGCGUAAUGAUAAAUGAUGGCUUUCUAUCUUCUUCUGAUACAGCUGACCAGACCCUGCUCGCUGCCUGGGCCAGGCCUGUGAUUAUCCUCACCCCCCCCCCCCCCGCAACACACACACCAAGUUC
Perognathus longimembris pacificus (Pacific pocket mouse) is the source of this 3041-nucleotide messenger RNA. It is a transcript of the gene Hap1, whose product is annotated as huntingtin associated protein 1. Gene Ontology annotation, biological process: anterograde axonal transport of mitochondrion; neurotrophin TRK receptor signaling pathway; neurogenesis. NCBI's taxonomy places the organism in Eukaryota, Metazoa, Chordata, Mammalia, Rodentia, Heteromyidae. Gene Ontology annotation, molecular function: signaling receptor binding. The record is from RefSeq and is a predicted model, not a curated record. The transcript is spliced from 11 exons. Gene Ontology annotation, cellular component: dendrite. The coding region runs from base 1 to 1896 and encodes 631 amino acids.